GAUACGCAGUGUUAGAGCCCAAGUCGCUUGCGGCGGCCGUUCCGAUCGCACAAUCAAGCGGCGCACGCGCAACUAUUCACACGCCGCAACGAUUUUAUGAAAACGUAUAGCCAAAUAUUAUUAAAUUAAAAAUUAACUUUACCGUGCAUAUGGAACCUUAAAAAACAAAUGAACAAUUCAGUGAAGAGCCGUUGUCAAAAUGACGUUACGGGUCGAAGUGCCCGGAGAAAAGAUCGUGAGUGUGGAACCGUGCAAGUGCAAUAAAAACUAUACGAAUGAACUAUCAAAAGCCGAGACGAAGUUUAGUAAAAGAAUAAAAGAAUUUAUCAAAACAUCCUGGGCAUUCAGGUCGAAAAUCACUGUAGAGCCAUUUGUAAUAUGUUACAUACUGCCGAGUGUGCUUGCCGGGCUGGCCGUCCAGAACCUAUGCCUGGAGAAGUCAUGUCUAGUAAAUUUACAGUACGAUACAGACACAUGCAGACACAUAAUGCAGGGGCGCACACACAACUACACGGAGCAGGAGAAGAACGUGCAGACAAUGGUCGCGGGGAUGACCGCCUGGAGUUUCCCGCUGCAGACAGCCCUGCCCGGCAUCCUGACGCUUUUCGUCGGUGCGUGGAGCGAUCGCACUGGAAACAGAAAGGCGUUUAUGGUGCUCCCUAUACUCGGAAAACUAAUAUCGAUCAUUGGUAUUAUACUAACUACAGUCUUCUUCUUUCAAAUCGGCUUGAGCGAAACUGCUCUCAUCGAAGGGUUACCCCCAGCUCUCACUGGCGGACGAGUAGCCAUGACCAUGGCAGUUUAUAGUUACAUUACUGAUAUAACGACUGAAACUGAACGGACUUUUCGUUUAGGGAUAAUAACGGCAAUUAUGACCUUAAGCAGACCCAUAGGGCUGGCUCUCAGUGGUAUUAUGACAAAACGUUUCGGUUACUAUGGUGUUUUCACGAUAGCGUGUGCAUUCUAUAUGACUGGGUUUGUUUACAUAGUUGUGAGAUUAAAACAGAAGUCAGCGAAGAAGAUUGACAACGAAAAAAGUAGUGUGUUAUCUGUGUUCUCCAUGCAAGACUUGGCGGCAACCGUGAGCGUCGGCUUCAAGAAGCGGGAGGGCUCCAGGCGACUCCAAAUAAUACUAAUUAUGUUUGCGUACAUGUUAAUCGUUGGACCAGUCUUAGGUGAGGCGCAGAUGACCUACUGGUUUACCCGGUAUAGGUUCAAAUUCACCGAGGUGGACUACAGCCUCUUCCUCACGUACUCCGUCCUCGUUGGAAGUGUUGGUUCGUUCGUAACCAUAUAUCUGUUCAGCAAGCGCUGGGAGGUAGAUGACAGCAUCAUCGGAGUCGUCGCGUGCUUGAGCAGGAUAGCUGCUAGCGUGAUCUAUGCUCUCGCUCCCUCCCGCACCAUAUACUUCUUGGGACCGGUUCUGGAUAUGUUCAGCUCAGCGGCCGCCACUUCACUCAGGUCCAUCGCUACUAAAUUGGUGCAAGCUGAUGAAAUUGGUAAAACAAGCUCUCUAAUAAGCAUAUCAGAAGCACUGGUGCCGGUGAUCUACUCCCCCGUGUACAGCAAACUGUAUCUGAGUACUCUGACUACCUUCGCUGGCGCGUUCUACCUCAUCAGCGCGGCGCUGGCCGUUCCUGCUAUUGUUAUAUUUAUAUUACUAUACCUGGUCAAAAGAAAAGACGCGAAGCAGAGUAAGCCCUCGCCAGCCCCAGAUGCCAAGGAUGAAACCACGCGCUUUUAAUUUGUGUAAUUAUUAUUUAACACUAAGUUGCCUUUUGUUUAAGUAUAGAUACCGAAAAAUCUCAAUAAAAUUAAGGUUUAUAUUCAA
This is a messenger RNA of Plodia interpunctella (Indianmeal moth), 1831 nucleotides long. RefSeq lists its product as uncharacterized. Bases 200 to 1744 code for a protein of 514 amino acids. Gene Ontology annotation, biological process: transmembrane transport. Gene Ontology annotation, molecular function: transmembrane transporter activity. The transcript has 5 exons. The record is from RefSeq and is a predicted model, not a curated record. Lineage: Eukaryota; Metazoa; Arthropoda; Insecta; Lepidoptera; Pyralidae. Gene Ontology annotation, cellular component: membrane.